Pipistrellus nathusii (Nathusius's pipistrelle) is the source of this 2577-nucleotide messenger RNA. NCBI's taxonomy places the organism in Eukaryota, Metazoa, Chordata, Mammalia, Chiroptera, Vespertilionidae. The record is from the annotation of a GenBank genome assembly.
AUGGGGCUCAAGGCGCGCAGGGCGGCGGGGGCGGCGGGCGGCGGCGGCGGCGGGGGCGGCGGAGGCGGCGGGGCCGCUAGCCCGGCGGCCGGGGGGGACCCCCCGGCGGGAGGGGACCCCGCGGCCGGCGAGGAGGAGCGGCGAGCGGGGCCGGCGCCGGGCGAGGCGGAGCACGUCGCCGUGGCGCUGGGGGCCGGCGCGGACCGAGACGGGACGCGGCUGCUGGAGGGCGGCGGCCGCGGCGAGGGGCCCCGGAGGACCCCGCAGGGCCUCGGGCUCCUGGCCAGGACCCCCCUGAGCCGCCCGGCGAAGAGGAACCACGCCAAGUGCCGGCGCCUCCAAACUUUGAUCUACGACGCCCUGGAGAGGCCGCGGGGCUGGGCGCUGCUCUACCACGCGCUCGUGUUCCUGAUCGUCCUGGGGUGCUUGAUCCUGGCCGUGCUGACCACGUUCAAGGAGUACGAGACUGUCUCCGGGGACUGGCUUCUGCUGCUGGAAACCUUCGCGAUUUUCGUCUUUGGAGCCGAGUUUGCUCUGAGGAUCUGGGCCGCUGGCUGUUGCUGCCGCUACAAAGGCUGGCGGGGGCGGCUGAAGUUUGCCAGGAAGCCCCUGUGCAUGUUGGACAUCUUCGUGCUGAUCGCCUCUGUGCCGGUGGUCGCCGUGGGCAACCAGGGCAAUGUGCUGGCCACGUCGCUGCGGAGCCUGCGCUUCCUGCAGAUCCUGCGCAUGCUGCGGAUGGACCGCAGGGGCGGCACCUGGAAGCUCCUGGGCUCCGCCAUCUGCGCCCACAGCAAGGAGCUCAUCACCGCCUGGUACAUCGGCUUCCUGACCCUCAUCCUGUCUUCGUUUCUGGUCUACCUGGUGGAGAAAGACGUGCCGGAGGUGGACGCGCAGGGGGAGGAGAUGAAAGAGGAGUUUGAGACCUAUGCAGACGCCCUGUGGUGGGGCCUGAUCACACUGGCCACCAUUGGCUACGGAGACAAGACCCCCAAGACGUGGGAGGGCCGUCUGAUCGCAGCCACUUUCUCCCUCAUCGGCGUCUCCUUCUUCGCCCUGCCGGCCGGCAUCCUGGGCUCCGGGCUGGCACUCAAGGUGCAGGAGCAGCACCGGCAGAAGCACUUUGAAAAGAGGAGGAAGCCGGCCGCCGAGCUCAUCCAGGCUGCCUGGCGGUACUACGCUACCAACCCCAACAGGAUCGACCUGGUGGCCACAUGGAGGUUCUAUGAGUCAGUCGUCUCUUUCCCGUUCUUCAGGAAAGAACAGCUGGAGGCAGCAGCCAGCCAAAAGCUGGGUCUCUUGGAUCGGGUUCGGCUUUCUAAUCCUCGCGGUAGCAAUACUAAAGGAAAGCUAUUUGCCCCUCUGAAUGUAGAUGCCAUAGAAGAAAGCCCUUCUAAAGAGCCAAAGCCUGUUGGCUUAAACCAUAAAGAGCGUUUCCGCACCGCCUUCCGCAUGAAAGCCUACGCUUUCUGGCAGAGCUCCGAAGAUGCCGGCACCGGCGACCCCAUGGCCGAGGACAGGGACGACGGGAACGACUUCCUCAUCGAAGACAUGAUCCCCACCCUGAAGGCCGUCAUCCGAGCUGUCAGAAUUUUACAAUUCCGUCUCUAUAAGAAGAAAUUCAAGGAGACGCUGAGGCCUUAUGACGUGAAGGAUGUGAUUGAGCAGUAUUCCGCAGGCCACCUCGACAUGCUGUCCAGGAUCAAGUACCUUCAGACCAGAAUAGAUACGAUCUUCACCCCCGGGCCGCCCUCCACUCCCAAGCUUAGGAAGCCUCAGAAAGGGGCCGCGUUCACCUACCCGUCCCAGCAGUCUCCCAGGAACGAACCCUACGUGGCCAGAGCACCCACAUCAGAGAUGGAAGACCAAAGCAUGAUGGGGAAGUUUGUGAAAGUGGAAAGACAGGUGCAGGACAUGGGGCGGAAACUGGACUUCCUGGUGGACAUGCACAUGCAGCACAUGGAGCGGCUGCAGGCGUACGUCCCCGCCUACGAACCGGCCCCGGCGGAGGAGAGAGGGGACCCCCGGGACUCGGAGAUGAAAACCAUCCUUUGCAACUACUCCGAGAUGGGGCCCCCGGACCCCUCCUUCAGCUCCCACCAGGUGCCCAUCAGCAAAGUCGGCCCCUACUGGUUCUUCGCCCACGACCCAGUGAGCCUGCCCCGCGGGGGACCCGGGCCCCUCUCCUCCUCUGCCGCGGAGUACAUGGAGAGGCCCACCGUGCUGCCCAUCCUGACGCUUUUCCCGUCCCCCACCGACCCGCACGGCCCCCGCACGGACCGGGUCUCCCCCCGGCAGAGACGCAGCUACACGCGGGACAGCGACACGCCCCUGUCCCUCAUGUCGGUGGACCACGAGGAGCUGGAACGGUCCCCCAGCGGCUUCAGCAUCUCCCAAGACAGAGACGACGUGUUCGGCCCGGGCGGGGGCUCGAGCUGGAUGCGGGAGAAGCGGUACCUGGCCGAGGGCGAGACGGACACGGACACGGACCCCUUCACGCCCAGCAGCUCCAUGCCUCUGUCCUCCACGGGGGACGGGAUCUCGGAUUCCAUAUGGACCCCAUCCAACAAGCCCGCGUAA